This is a messenger RNA of Trichoderma atroviride IMI 206040, 1357 nucleotides long. RefSeq lists its product as uncharacterized. NCBI's taxonomy places the organism in Eukaryota, Fungi, Ascomycota, Sordariomycetes, Hypocreales, Hypocreaceae. The record is from RefSeq and is a predicted model, not a curated record. Gene Ontology annotation, molecular function: tricarboxylate secondary active transmembrane transporter activity. Gene Ontology annotation, biological process: mitochondrial citrate transmembrane transport; alpha-ketoglutarate transport. Gene Ontology annotation, cellular component: mitochondrion.
CCCCCCUUUUCCUCUUCUUUUCCCUCCUCCAUCUUUUCCCCCCUCAAGGAAACCAACAUUCCCUCCGCUCUCCUCCACGCCUUGCGAAGAAGCACCCUAUUCCCUUGGUCAGGGCCCCCCACAGCAAAACAUCCCAGAAGUCAUGGUCGCCGCCGCCGCUAUCGAAGCUCCCGUCUCGGGCAGCUCGCUCGAGAAGAAGCCCAUCAAGUUCUCCAACCUGUUGCUCGGCGCGGGUCUGAACAUGUUCGAGGUCACGACUCUUGGCCAGCCCCUCGAGGUCGUCAAGACCACCAUGGCUGCCAACCGCGGCGAUGGCUUCUCCACGGCGCUGGCCCGUAUCUGGGGUCGAGGUGGUCCUCUCGGCUUCUACCAGGGUCUUAUUCCCUGGGCUUGGAUUGAGGCUUCUACCAAGGGCGCUGUGCUGCUCUUUGUUGCCUCAGAGGCCGAGUUCUACGCUCGCUACAUGGGUGCUUCUGAGUUUGGCGGUGGCAUUCUUGGUGGUAUCACCGGUGGUGUUGCCCAGGCCUAUGCCACCAUGGGUUUCUGCACCUGCAUGAAGACGGUCGAAAUCACCCAGCACAAGCUGGCCGCUUCCGGUGUCAAGCCGCCUUCCACCUUCCAGACCUUUAUGAACAUUUACAACAAGGAGGGUAUCCGCGGUAUCAACAAGGGUGUCAAUGCUGUCGCCAUCCGACAGAUGACUAACUGGGGAUCCCGCUUCGGUCUCAGCCGACUGGCCGAGGGCUGGAUCCGCUCGGCCACCGGCAAGCAGCAGAGCGACAAGCUCUCUGCCGGCGAGAAGAUUCUUGCUAGUGCUCUCGGUGGUGGUCUCAGCGCUUGGAACCAGCCUAUCGAGGUCAUCCGUGUCGAGAUGCAGAGCAAGAAGGACGACCCCAACCGACCCAAGAAGAUGACGGUCGGCAACACUUUCCGUUACAUUUACGACAACAAUGGCGUCAGGGGCCUCUACCGAGGUGUUGCCCCUCGAAUUGGUCUCGGCAUUUGGCAGACGAUUUGCAUGGUUGCUGUCGGAGACAUGGCUAAAACUUAUGUGGAGAAAUUGACUGGUGACAAGGUCACGGCUAAGCAUUAGACGGCGUUUGGGAACAGGGCUCGAUGAUUGGCAAAAAAACAUGUUUACAAGAUUUGGGUUCUUAUGACAAAUGAAAUGACGGUGGAGGGCAUGUUAUCUUUUGCAGUGGGCUUGUCCAAAGUCCUCUGUACUUGCUUUCUCAUAUGUGUGUGUUGAUAUAUGCACCCAUUCUAUUACUAUUUUAUUAUUAUUAUAGAUCUACUCUAGCUAGGAACUGAUAGAGGAGAAGUGAAUGAAUAGAUGGCGUUGACCAUCAACAACUUG